This is a messenger RNA of Seminavis robusta, 1464 nucleotides long. Lineage: Eukaryota; Bacillariophyta; Bacillariophyceae; Naviculales; Naviculaceae. The record is from the annotation of a GenBank genome assembly.
AUGGCGUCUCUGGAACUGGAAGAGUUUGUGUUUAGUGAAUCCAUGACAGCGCCGAGUAUUAAAGACGAAGAUGAGGAAGAUCUUUUCGGCGACGAUUCCGUCAUGGAGGGUGUCGCUGCCAUCAUUGAAGGUACCGGUACUGACGAACCCACUCCUCUGCCGGAUGAAGAGGAAGUGGAGGACUUGUUGAGUGCCAAACUCAUGAAUGGCUUUAUGCUACUGGAAAUACCUUGUCCUAGAUGUUUGAUCCCUCUUGUCAAAAAGCCCGUGGAUGGUACUGAUCACGGCCACCACACCGGUAGUGCGGACCGCAAACCCAAACUUGUUACUCCCGCCAGCAUUGCGGCAAUUCCAAAACCCAUCAAGGGGAUUCCCUUUUGUGUCAUUUGCGAAAACUACGUCGUAACGACACAAGAGGAAAUCCAAUGGCUGACGCAACUCAAAUACUUGGGAGAAAUGCAAGAUCAACAGCAACAUGGGUCGUCCGAAGAAGAAAUGGUCACCAUUGAUACACGCACACUCAUGGAGUUGACCGCCAAAUUGGAGGGCAGCAGUACUAGCAAAGCCAGUGCCAGCAUUCGGACACCGUCCAUUCUCAACAGUACGCACGAAGAACUCUCUACUGCCGCUCCAGAGCAACAGGAUUGGCUCUCGCGACAAAGCAGCAGCGCAACCAAUAAUACGCCAAGCAAUAGCAGCAUGUCUUCCAUGAUCCUGUUCAAACAAUCAUUUUCCAAGUUUCACAAGAGCCCCAAGAGCAGACGGAAUCGACGCAGCAUGGAUUCUUCUUCGGUGGUCUCCAAUAAUAGCGGCAGUAGCUACUGCACGUUGCGUGGAAAACGUCUCAUGGGGAUUGCGGCCUCGCAGGACGAUGAAGGAGUUGAAAUAAGAAUGGAAGGAUCGUCCGUGGCCGUAUCUUUGGAAGAUUCAUUGGCCACGGACAACAAGUCGGCCGCUUCGCAACAACAACGAGAAGCACGGGACGAGGAUAUGGAAGCCAUCGGUGCCUUGUGGAAAUUUGUCAGUAGCGAUAACGAUGAUGCCGACGAACGAGAAUUGGUCCUUCCCGAACAUGAUUACGGUGAUGAUGAAGGAGAAGAGCCACCCAAUUUGGAUCUGCUGCAACACGAAUCAUCGGAAGGCUCCGAUCGCAGCAUGGUCCCACCGCCUGAUCCUCUAAAGAAAACCACUCGACCACCUCUACUGCCACCCACCGCUACACGACAGACGGAUUCCAUGACCACCGCGGAAGAGACCGACCUGGAUGAUACCGUGGUAGGAAACACGCAAGAAGGAGAAGACGAAGGCGUUCCCAACGAAGACUCCAUGGGAUCGUUCGACAACGUUGGUAACAACAACAUGGUGAUUGUGUCCGAUAGUAUUCAUUACAUUGACACUGACCAAGAAGACGACGGACAACAGCAACAGCAGCAACAACGACAAGUGAAGCGAUGGAAGAAGUAG